CGUGCUUCGGUGAAUGUCAGAAUCAAAAAGCUUUGUGCAAUGUUUGAUUAAUGGCGUUCAAUUUUGCCGUGAUAGAAAAGUGAAAAAUUUGCACAGAAAAGUAACACGAAUUCGCAACCAUUUGGCAGGGUGACGGUCAAAACUUCGGUCCGGGUGGGAUGGAGCUGGUGAAGGAAAGGUUCUGGAUGCUAAUCCAGCGCGAUGUGGGUCUCAUUCCGGAGCAUAUUAUGAACAUACUGGAUUUUUGCGGUUAUUCUGCAAAUUGUGCCUUGGAAGCGAUUAAUGAUGAGAAGUUAAAAAUCAUCGAGCGGGAAGCUAAAGAGAUUCCCCAAAUUUUGCGCAUCUCGGCCAGUGACGAAGAGCAGAUGAAGAAGUAUUUUGGCAAAUUUUAUCGCAAUCCUCAAAACUUCCACAUUCUGAGCGGCGAAGCGCAACAGAUCAAAAUGAUUGGCGUCUAUCUUCGCCAGAAAGGCAUCGGCAGCUAUCUCAAGCUGGACGAACUGACCAGGAUGAGGGAACGGCGUCGAAAGGAGGUGACGGCCACCGUUGAGCCAGUUGGCGGAACGGUUGAGGAACAGAGUCGCUUGCUGGCCGAGCGGAUACAUACAUUUUAUUUUAAUCGAUGCGAUGGAUCGCCUACAAAUGUAGAAUUUUGUAACAUGGUCAGCUCGGUACAGGUUUCAGUCGAAAUUGGAGAUGAUGGCAAUUUGAUCGGGUACGUGAUCUGUCCCCUGUGUCAAUCCGAGAAGAAGCUGCGAGUAUCGCAAGAUCGAACCGGUCAUUGGGUCCUUGCAAACAUUGUGUCCCACAUGAAUCGGCAUCUGGCAAAUAUGUGCAACCCGAGUCAAAAUCUACCGGAGGAUCCCAAUUCAAUCAAAAAGGUGAAACUAGAACCACAGGAUUUGGACGAUUCCUCCCACUAUGGUGCGAAUCCGUAUGGAUUUACAAUGAGUCUGACGUGAACUGAUCUACUGCAAUUAUUGCGUUAAUGUGACUGACAAGUAAGUAUUCCCUACGGUUACAGACAUACAUAGGUAGUUAGGCUCGGACUGCCAUUGAAUCAGUAUUUUAAUGUUCUUGUGGUACUAACACCAUAGCGUUUUUAUUUUCCGAACAGUUCCUUGUGCUUGUCACGUCAUUUAGUUUUACUUAUGUGUUAAAUGGAAUCGGAUAGUAUAUAGUUUUAUAUCUGUAUAUUUUUUCAAGGUGGGUACCAAUAUUUAGUAAUCCACAGAUUUCAAUUUGGACCAACGACAGAGACAUUUAGGUUCAUUAUCUAUGAGUCAAUAAACCUAGGAAACGCA
This is a messenger RNA of Armigeres subalbatus, 1304 nucleotides long. RefSeq lists its product as uncharacterized. The transcript is spliced from 4 exons. The record is from RefSeq and is a predicted model, not a curated record. Bases 159 to 962 code for a protein of 267 amino acids. NCBI's taxonomy places the organism in Eukaryota, Metazoa, Arthropoda, Insecta, Diptera, Culicidae.